AUGUCAAAAAAUUUCAAAGAAGAAGAAAUCGAUAAUUUUCGUCAAUGUUUUCAAUUAUUUGCUCCUCAGGGUCAUGUUGACACACCGGAUAAAUUAUGUUUUAUAAUGCGAUCGUUGAGCAUGGCACCAACGAUUGUCGAACUGAAACGUUAUUUUGCGAAAUAUCGAAAAGAUAGUGGUGUUGUCGAAUUCGACGAUUUCCUGAAAAUCGUUUUGGAGCAUCGUUCAACUGAAAAUACCGCGAACGAAAUCUUAGCUGCAUUUCAACAAUAUGAUACACAACGACUUGGUUACAUCGAUUCUAAACAAUUGAAAUACAUAUUAACACAUACAGGCGAGAAAUUAACUGAUCGAGAUGUUGAACUCAUGCUUCGUGAAUUAAAUGUUGGUUCGGACGGUCGUGUUUUCUAUGACACUCUUGUUCAUAUGAUGACACAACCAUUAGCUGCACGUCGUUAG
This is a messenger RNA of Adineta ricciae, 459 nucleotides long. Lineage: Eukaryota; Metazoa; Rotifera; Eurotatoria; Adinetida; Adinetidae. The record is from the annotation of a GenBank genome assembly.